This is a messenger RNA of Thyridium curvatum, 1227 nucleotides long. RefSeq lists its product as uncharacterized. The coding region runs from base 1 to 1227 and encodes 408 amino acids. Gene Ontology annotation, cellular component: RNA polymerase III complex. The transcript is spliced from 2 exons. The record is from RefSeq and is a predicted model, not a curated record. Lineage: Eukaryota; Fungi; Ascomycota; Sordariomycetes; Thyridiales; Thyridiaceae. Gene Ontology annotation, biological process: transcription by RNA polymerase III.
AUGUCGGGCCUACUAGGCUCCCCGGCGGGGAGCGAGGACCCGACCAAGAUCGAGAUCCUCAAGGAGUCGCUCUACGAUGCCUGCGCCGCCGCCGGCUCGACCAACCGCGUCUUCACCCAGGCCGACUUUAUGAACUUUGACAUCAUCCCCGAUGGCAACAUCAACACUCUGAUGCGCGUCGUACAAGAGCUCAGCAACGAGAAGCUGUUCAAACCUGUAGGCGACGGCAGGGGUGGCGUGAACUGGAAGUAUCGGAGCCAGGAGGAUGCGCACAAAUACAAAGGCCUCCAGACCCAAGAGCAGAGCCUCGUCUACGAGCUCAUCGACGAAGCCGGCGCCGACGGGAUAUGGUCGCGCACUCUCAAGGCCCGGCUCGGCCUGCACGAGUCGGUCCUCAAGCAGUGCCUCAAGCACCUCGAGUCCAAGGGCUACAUCCGCGACAUGAAGAGCGUCGAGCACCCCAACAAGAAGAUGUACAUCAAGGCCGGCCUCAUGCCCUCGGAGAAGGCCACCGGCGGCCCGUGGUACACCGACUCCAACCUCGACGAGGCCUUCAUCGAGCAGCUCCAAAAGAUCAUCUUUGACUUUAUCAAGAACCGCUCCACCUACCUCAGCACCCACGGCGGCGGCGGCGCCACGAAACAGCCCAAGAACGGCGUCGUCAAGGGCUCGGCCGACUCGGCAUCGGGGACGACGGCGUCCAGGAAACGCACCGCCGACGCGAUAUCCACGGCCGACGCCAAGCCCACCCCGUCCCCGGCGCCGGCCUCGCGCCCCUCGCGCCGCCACCACCACCACCACCACCACAGGGAGCACCUGCUGCCCAUGCCGGCCGGCUACGUCGGCUACCCGACCAACCGCCAGGUGGCCGAGUUCAUCGAGCACUCGGGCAUCACCAACAACACGACGCUCGGCGAGACCGACGUCCAGCAGCUCGUCGACGUGCUCGUCUACGACGGCGUCGUCGAGCCCGUCCGCAACCCCGAGACGCGCGACAUGUGCUACCGCGUCGUCAAGGCCGCCCGCCUCGAGCCCGCCUCCUUCGCCAAGACCUUUGGCCGCGACGACGACCUCGAGCCGCCCAAGCCCAUGGGCGCCCCGCUCGCCGACAACGGGUACACGGGCACGCCCUGCGGGCAGUGCCCCGUCUUCGACCUGUGCGAGGAAGGCGGGCCCGUGCGGCCGAGCAACUGCGUGUAUUUCAGCAAGUGGCUGGGGCUGGAGUGA